Messenger RNA from Nothoprocta perdicaria, 1420 nucleotides. It is a transcript of the gene ERICH1, whose product is annotated as glutamate rich 1. NCBI's taxonomy places the organism in Eukaryota, Metazoa, Chordata, Aves, Tinamiformes, Tinamidae. The transcript has 8 exons. The record is from RefSeq and is a predicted model, not a curated record.
AUGGCGCUCAGCAGGAGGGAAGUCUUCAUAAGGAAAGUACUGAAACGACUGUAUGCUGACACUUCCUCGUCUUCUCCCGUGCACACCUCGAGUGGAGAAAAGGAGGAGACAGUUCUUGGAAACCUGGGCUCAAAAUCCCAAGAGAAGGAUCUGGAGAGUGCUCAGACUUUGCCAGUAGCUGCCAGUACAUCAGGUGAUGCACACUGCAAAUCACUUGAAGGUAAUGUCAACACAAUUCCACCUCCAAGGAUGUACACAGUGGAUCUCCCUCCUGAGGGUUAUGUUGCAGUUGCUGCAAAUACUGAUAGUGUCUCAGUUUCUGAAAAAUCCAAGAGUGAUGCUGACUCAACAGAGGAGGAAUAUCAAGGACAAACCAAGAGAAAGCGCGUUCGAAGGAAGAAACAAAAAAGCAGUUUGAAAAACCCUAAUGAUUUACAUGGAGAACAAACAGAAUCUGGAAUUCAAAAGACUCCUUUGCAAGAUAAUUUACAGCGGCAGCAGAUAGACAACCCCAAAAUGAGCAAAAACAAAAAGAGGAAAAUGAAAAAAAAGCGACAAAAGGAAAAAAUGAGAGCAGCUGGCUUGCUAACAAAAACUACCGGUGUAGAUUUUACAUACCAGCCUGAUAAAACCAGCACUGAAGAAGGAGCAGACCUUAAGGACAUAGAUGAAAAGACACAUAGCAUUCUAGACUUCUUACAGGCAACACAACAAAUUUAUUUUGCUGACAAUAAAUCGGAAUGCACAGAUCCAGCUGUAAAUUCAGCAGMUGCCCAAGAGCUUUUACGAUAUCUUGAAUCUCGCAGGAUGGCUUCCUCGGACGUGACUCUCCUACACCAACUGAAAUCCCUUGUAUUGCUACAGGAUGUUGCAAGAUUGAGGAAUGCUUUGCAGGAAUUCCAGGAACAUUCCCUGAUGCCUCCUGAUCAUAUCAAGAUAGUCUCCUCUCUGUUUCACUACUGGAUUACAGAUAUCCUUCCUGUGCAGAACAGGAAAUAAAUGGCCUGUGUCCAUAUGUGCGAGGUUAAAUGUAAAAUACGAACUCUUACCCAAGUAGCAAUUGCUCAGGAAGAGCAGAGUCGGUUUGCAUCCUACACACACAGAAUUGUAGGGCUGAAUUUCUACAAGGACAGAUACAAUGGUUAUUCGUCUGCGAAGAAUGACACCUGGGUAUAUAAGGUUAUUGCAGACUCAAGCUGCAGGAAAAAUAGUUAUCAACUCGACAGACACGCUGCUGCAGCGUACAGCCGUGCUCCUGGGAAUGUUUGGGAUCAGCAUAUCCAGCUACAGCACGCACCAGCUAGCUCGAGCAAAGAGACUUCCCUUGACCCUUUGAUCCGCGUUGGGAUGUGACUCAAGCAGUGAGCCUCAUGUCAGCAGUGCCGAUGAGCGGCUUCGCGCUCUCAGUUAUCAGUCUGGA